Candidozyma haemuli is the source of this 747-nucleotide messenger RNA. RefSeq lists its product as uncharacterized. The transcript has a single exon. Bases 1 to 747 code for a protein of 248 amino acids. Lineage: Eukaryota; Fungi; Ascomycota; Pichiomycetes; Serinales; Metschnikowiaceae. The record is from RefSeq and is a predicted model, not a curated record.
AUGCCCAAGUCAGAACCCUCACUGAAAGCGCAAAGCUACUCUGAUCUUGUCACUGCGUUUCGCCAAGGACUACCGGUAGGGGACUCCCCUGGAAGAGAAUAUCGUCAGGAUGACAUUUUGCAAUGGCUGCAUGAAACCCAGGAAUCUUUCAUGGAAUUGGCUAGAGAAGGAAAGGUAGAGUAUUAUCCCAUUGAUUCAGAUAUCCAGGAUCCAACUAAAGUGACAGAAAUGCUUUUAGGCGUUGAUGAAGAUGAAGGCAAUGUUGAGAUUCUUGAUAGGCUUGUACUGGCCUUAGAAAGCUCGGCGCUGGCGCUUGAGCGUAGGUUUGAUAAGAAUAGCGAUAUCACAAGGACGCCUAAGGAGCAACUAGACAUGCUCACGGACUACUUACGGAAGCUAUCCCGAGAAGUAGAAGAUUUGCAUCAAGAGAUUUCGGAGACAACCCUGCGAUUAAAAAGUCACUUUAGGCUGCAGCUUCAAACCAGUGUACAGAAACUAGAUAAGCUUGACGAGAUGUUGAAAGAGUUGACUGUUCGUCUAGACGAUAGCAGAAAGCGAAUGCAAAAUAGCAAAGAAGUAAUGACAGAAGAUAUGGCGGAGAAGAUUGCUGUUCUUGAGUUCGUUGCUAAGAGAUUCAACGAAUACGAUCAGACGGUGAGGCAGCGUAGAAUCACACAGCUGACCUUUUUCCUUUGUUUCGUUAUUGUUGGCGUCAUACUUUACGGACUCUUCCAGAAGUUCAAGUAA